Messenger RNA from Symbiodinium sp. CCMP2456, 2559 nucleotides. NCBI's taxonomy places the organism in Eukaryota, Dinophyceae, Suessiales, Symbiodiniaceae. The record is from the annotation of a GenBank genome assembly.
AUGGACACGGCAAAAGCACAUGUGAGGGACUCGUUGCUGCCCUGGGACAGCCAAGACGCAGCAGAUCGCUCAGCGCAGCCACCUGCUUGUGUACCAACAAACGUGGUGCAAUGCUGGGAUCUUGCAGUUCUUCUCGACGACUUCCCUCUCGCGUUGGUGCAGGCCAGUGCAGCAAUUCGAUUCUUCGGCUUUGCAAUCCACGAUUACUGCGAAGAGUACAGGACUGCAUACAGCAGUUUGCAGAAAGAAGAGGAGGACUCUCUCGAUCCUGGCUACGCAGAUGGGUACAAUCGCUCGGUGCAUGCAACACUGAAGAUCAUCCUGUCAAAGCUUGCCCAGCGAGACAUGGACCACACCUCGGCUUCGGAAAGAGUGUUGGGUGGAGUGGCGUUGCUCGAUGCAGCGAUUAUUCCACACAACCUCCUUUUCGCAUUGGUCGAGGAGAUGUGCCCGGAGCUGACAUCAAAUGUCCAGAAGCUCGGUGUGCUCGGCAAUCUCUGGCGAUGUUCGCUGAUCUCACGCUUGACUGAGGACCUGCUUGAUAAGAGCACGAGCCGGAACUGCCAGCAGGACUACACUGUCCACCGUGUGGUGCAGCAGUUCGUACUCUGUCAGAUGGACCAGAACAGCCGGCAUGAGGCCGUUCAUCGAGUUUCCAAAGUCCUGAACUCGCUCUUGAAGCGCAGCCUGCACGAGUCACCGGAGACGGUGAAAGGCAACAGACUCCUGCUGCCGCACGUCCGGGCACUGACAGCCAGUGAUAAAGACGUGCGAGAGCUACAAGAUCGCGACCCCAUUGUACUGGGAAACUUGCUGUGCCUGGCAGCAGAUUUUUACGUCCAUGAGCAGCGUGACCGCAAGACAGCCAAACAUUUCCUCGACAUGGCAGAUCGCCACCGCCCAUCCGCGACAUCUGAUGCGAUGCUACAGCUUUCAGUAAGGUUGCACGGUUUACAGUGCGUGUUCAAGGAGAACCUUGAGGACAAUGUUGCUGAAGCAGAGAGCCAUUUGUUGCUAGCCUUGCGUCUGUGCCCUUAUCAGUCGCCACUACGGGCAGAGUUACUCCACUUGAAAGGAAACCUGAAGUACAGACAGGAUAAAUUCCGGGAAGCUCAGCGCUACAUGGAGGAGGCACUCGAGAUGAAAAAACAACAUCCAUCCGAUUACAAUCAAGCUUCGCUGGCUUAUUCGGAACAUGGUCUAGGCAAUGUGUAUGCAAAGAUGCACCAGAUCUUCCGAGCAGACACAGCUUAUGCGCACGCAAUUGAAAAGAAGGUUUCCUUCUAUCGCUGCGAGGAUCAUCUGGACGUUGCGCGCAGCCAGUGCAGGCAGGUGAAAAACAUGCUCGAUCAGAGGUUGAUGUCAACAGCCGAGCACACGAAGGCAUUUCAGCUGAUGAUAAACGUGGUAACGGUCUUCGAGAGAGACUUAGACGAAGAGCACUACGAGGUCAUCAAUGCCAAGAGUAUCAAAAGUCGAGUUCAAUCAUUCUUGGUAGCAGAAGCCCCGGCUGCAGCCCCGGCAGGGUCAAGUCUUUGUUACUUGGCCCCUUGCAUCCAUCCCCGUGCAGUUGGCGCACCGCAAAGCCGAUUCUACUCUAAGCUUGCACAAGUGCCACUCCGAGAUCUCGAGUUCAUGAAGGCCUUUGCCCCUUCUGAGAAGUUUCAGAAGCGACUGGCAGACCAGCUAAAGGACAGCUUUCUGCGCCAGGCACAACAGUUCGAGAAGGACGGGCUUCUAAUCUUGCCAUCUUAUUUCCAAGGCUGCCUGGAAAAGUGGCGAGAUUGGUAUCAACACACGAUGGAACGUGUUGGCUCGUCCCAGCCAACGUUGCACAUGCAAACCUUUACGGCAACUUCUCACACGAGUGUUGAGCUGAGCAAUGAUGUGCAGGCUGCCGUUGCGGAUCCCUACCUUCUGGCGCUGCUUGCAUACGCUGCUGGUGGCAACAUUCAGUUGUCAGAUUUCCGUGCAGCGACCACACAUCCAGGUGAAGAUAUUCUAUUUCGUGCCUGGAAAUGGCACCGAGAUGGCGGCAAAGAGCCGGAGUGGAAGUUGAUGGUUCUUCUGGAUGAUGUUGCUCCUGGAGGCAACGAGAUGCACUACCUUAAGGGAUCCAUGCGUCGUUGGAAAGGCUCCCGACAGAAAGAUGCUAACUUUUCCAUGGAAGACGCUUUGCACAUUGCCUCUGGUGGUUCCAAAGUGCUGCCCGGAAUAACACGGUGUUUUGGUCCUGCGGGUACAGUUAUACUUUUUGCAGGACAAGGGCUGCACAGGGCAACACAUUCAGAGCUUGCUGAGCGCAGGGUUGUCACAUUUCGCUUCAAGCGAAAUGUUCCAGGGUUGGCCCGCAUCUAUCCACUGGACGUUGUCAAGCAGGACCAGCUAUGCUCCUCCAACAUAUUGGUCAGAUCUAUCUUGGCUCGUGGCAGCGGUGAGUUGCUGGCCAGCAGUGAGGAAUGCAGAUUCAUCGUCGAGAAAUCGUCGAAGCAAAAGCUGGUUCAAUGUGAGCAAGACACGAGUCCACAAGAGACUGCUUGUUUGCUCGAUGCCUACAAG